Molecule: messenger RNA, 628 nt
Organism: Hypanus sabinus (Atlantic stingray)
Lineage: Eukaryota; Metazoa; Chordata; Chondrichthyes; Myliobatiformes; Dasyatidae
Product: lectin-like
Exons: 6
Coding region: 1-564 (187 amino acids)
Molecular function (GO): signaling receptor activity
Source: RefSeq, a predicted model, not a curated record
AUGUUUUCCAUGCCAAAUGCUUUUUCAUUAGUUUGGACUUUACUCUGCAGUUGCAUUCAAGCCUCAGCAGAAAAAUACCAGCUUCUUGGAGAUUUGCCAUUCCUAGCACAAAGGCAGAAUGAAGUUCACACGAUACAUCUCUACCAAGACCAGUGCACCAGGACUUGUAUUUCCGGCUGGACUGGUUAUAAUUUUACUUGUCUUCAGUUCAUCAAUGAAGAAAAGAACUGGAUUGAAGCUGAGGUGUAUUGUCAAGUCCUCAUACCUGGUGGCCACCUCGCUUCCAUACACAGCAAGGAAAAUAAUGACUUUGUUUUAGAAUUGGUCCAAAACGAGGGUAGUCCACAUCCAAAAAUUUGGAUUGGUAGCUCUGAUAUGUAUGAGGAUGGUACAGAGUGUUGGACUGAUGGAUCCAGAUGGGAUUAUCAUUAUUGGCUUACAGGAAGACCCAUUGCUGGCUCAUGGUGCAACACCAUGAAUCUAGAUUCUGGCUUUUGGAGUGAUGAGGAAUGUACCAUCAGCAAAUUUCCAUUCGUCUGCAUUUCCCACCUGGACCACAAUUAAAUGCAGCUCCAGUCAGUGUGGUGAAACUUACUGGUCCUGAUCUUUCCGAAAAGCUGUUCAAAUU